CGUGUGGCGUCACGUGGUCCGCCCGCGAUCCAAUCGGCGGCGGCCGGCGCGCGCGCUAAGAUGGCGGACGAUAAGGACUCGCUGCCCAAGCUGAAGGACCUCGCCUUCCUGAAGGACCAGCUUGAGAGCCUACAGCGCAGGGUAGAGGACGAGGUGCACGCCGGCGUGGGGCAGGAUGGCUCUCUGCUGGCCUCCCCCUUCCUCAAAGGCUUCCUCGCAGGCUACGUGAUUGCCAAGCUCCGCUUCUCAGCCGUGCUGGGCUUCGUGGCCGGCACCUGCACCGGCAUCUACGCUGCGCAGAACUACGCCGUGCCCAACGUGGAGAGGACAGUCCGGGACUAUAUCAACUCCCUGAAGAAAGGUCGGGACUAGCCGGGAGCCCCGUGCCGCACGGACUGUAGGGCUGCUGCUGCUCCUUAGCUAGCAGGCACUGAAGGCUCCCAGGGUGCUGAGAGGCACCGCCGCUGCUCUCCUCCGCUGGAAAGGGCUUCAC
Messenger RNA from Dryobates pubescens (Downy woodpecker), 493 nucleotides. RefSeq names its product solute carrier family 35 member A4 (gene SLC35A4). The transcript has 3 exons. The coding region runs from base 61 to 372 and encodes 103 amino acids. The record is from RefSeq and is a predicted model, not a curated record. NCBI's taxonomy places the organism in Eukaryota, Metazoa, Chordata, Aves, Piciformes, Picidae.